Messenger RNA from Medicago truncatula (barrel medic), 1024 nucleotides. Its product is annotated as potassium channel KAT6-like. The transcript is spliced from 4 exons. The record is from RefSeq and is a predicted model, not a curated record. The coding region runs from base 512 to 970 and encodes 152 amino acids. Gene Ontology annotation, molecular function: voltage-gated potassium channel activity. NCBI's taxonomy places the organism in Eukaryota, Viridiplantae, Streptophyta, Magnoliopsida, Fabales, Fabaceae. Gene Ontology annotation, biological process: potassium ion transport.
AAUUGUUCGAUUUACUCUGAGAAUUUGAUUUGACUUACGGUUUGUUAGAUGAAUUAGAGUGGGGUUAUAAUUUUGGUUUUCAUUUAAUACUCUGUUUUUCACAUUCGUUUUGUGGAAAGCCUUUUUAUUCUGUUAAUAAUUUGAGUGCAAUUUUCACCUUCGUUUUUGUUUUACUUCUCCCACACCACACCACCCUUCUUCCUCCUUCCUGUCACACGUUUCCAUCUUCUCCCAACUAACUUCAUUUUCUCUUCCUUUAUUCAAUCAACAUUUUCCAAAACAGAUAACCAUAUCCUAUAGCACUCACUGAAACAGAUCCAAGGCACAUAAACCCUUAUCCCCAAUUUAAUUUUUCUGUUUUUUAUUCCUCAUACUAAUUAUGCAAUUUGUUGUUGUGCAGCUGGUUCUCAUGAUAAAUCCGAGAAGGAGAAGAAGAAUAAUGAUUUUGAUACUCCAGUCUCUAAAUCUGUUUGUGCCCACCUGGUAAUCCUUUUAUUCCAAUAUAUUAAAAAUGUUUAUUAUUCCUCGCAGGAACAUCAUCUACAGAUCAUGGACGUUUGUUUUAGCUUUUAUAGCUCUAAUCAGUGUUCACAUAACUCCAAUUUAUAUGGCUUUUUUGAGCAAGUCCGCGCUUUCAGUAUUGGAUGUCAUUAUGAAUGUCAUUUUUUUCAUGGAUUGGGUUCUUGGGUUCUUCGUUGCUCACGAGGACAGUACCACACAUGCACAAAUGGCUAGGAACUAUCUUUUAAGGAGUUAUGGAAUCCCCGACUUCGUUUCUUUAAUUCCUGUACAACUAUUCCUAUGGCCAUCCAGUAAUGUGGUAUACCUCAACAUGGUAUACAUCAUAUUCAUCGUAGUUCGCCUUUGGCGUUUCAGGAGAGUUAUAGUUUCGAUUUCAUGGUUGGAGGCAAAAAAUCCAAAAUGGUUUGAAUGGACUCCGUUUAUAAAGUUUAUCUGGGUAAGCAUCUGACAUGUUAUGUUUAUAACAUUCUAAAAUAAAAUGUAGAUUUAAUGACACGAAGAC